CUGGCGAGCUGGGUACCUCUGGGCGCGAGCCACAAGGUGCUGCGCCCAGUAAACUUCUCACAAGCCACAACCCAAACCCAUGGGCUUGAAUCGGAAUCAUUCUGGACUUGCAACCUUGGAAGUCAUUGAUAAGCUAAUUACCCCUGUCCCUCAUAAUGGUACUGUUGGUAUGGUAUUACGGAGAUUUCGGUCCGUUGUCAUGCCCGAACCCGCAGACGUACCUGCUGUGAGGUAAGCAAGAGGGGAGAAGUUGGGCACUGUAGUAUUCCAAGCAAAGAGCGGAAUAGACUACCCCUCCUAGAGGUGCAUCAUAUCUUAUGUUGCGCUUGACAGUCUCUUGGCGGAGCUGAUUCUUCUGCUGUGCAACGGCAUUACCUCACACCCUCAAACACCAAUCGUCUAUAACCGAAACUAUGAGCGACUUAGAUGACAUGCCUGUCUUGAAAAAGACAGCCCUAAUUACAGGAUGCAGCGAUGGUGGCCUGGGGGCUGCUAUGGCCAAGGUCCUCCACGAAAAUGAUUACUAUGUUUUUGCAACAGUGCGAAAUACUUCCAAAGCGCAAACGUUAAGAGAUCUGAAGAAUGUUGAAAUCUUGGAGCUUGAUGUCUCGUCUAAAGAUUCAAUUGCUCGGUGUGCUGAAAAGGUCAAACAACGCACCAGUACACUCAACAUGCUGAUCAAUAAUGCUGGCUGCGACUUUCACACGCCAAUUCUUGACACCGACAUUGAAAAGGCUAAGGCAUUCUUUGAUGUGAACUUCUGGAGCGUCAUAGUCGUCACACAAGCUUUUGCGGACUUGAUUAUUCAGUGUCAGGGUGUCAUUGUUAAUUGCAGCUCUGUCUUAUGGAAUAUCCCGACCCUCUGGGCCGGUAUAUAUACAACGUCUAAAGCAGCAGUCAAGCAAACAUCUGAAACGAUGCGCGUCGAGUUGGAACCACUGGGCGUACGGGUAGUGACUGCGAUAAUCGGUUCAGUGGAAACCAACUUUUUCAACAACGCACUCACCGAGCCAUUCCAGUUGCCUGCAAGCUCUUACUAUAAGCCUAUUAAGGAUCGUCUUGAAGAUGAGCGAAGGGGGGGGAAUAUUCAGGGCCGAGCAAAUGUCAGCAUCACAGCUCGGGAGAUAGUUAGCGAUGUCCUUGGUGGAGCGAAGGGUUGCAUCUGGCGGGGUGGAAAAUCGACUAAUGCAAAGUGGCUUACUUGGUUACUCCCAAUAUGGGCCUUGGAAUGGCUUGUGAAUGGAUCGAGGGGCUUGGAAGAGUUAAGGCAAUACUAUGUAAACAAGUAGUUACAUUUGCGCCCGCGAGGCUGCGCGGUAGAGGUUUUCAUGAUGGCCACCGUCUGGGAUCAUCAACCUAUUGAAUGACUUCACAUCAUGUUUGACG
This is a messenger RNA of Xylaria bambusicola, 1386 nucleotides long. RefSeq names its product putative short-chain dehydrogenase/reductase. Lineage: Eukaryota; Fungi; Ascomycota; Sordariomycetes; Xylariales; Xylariaceae. Gene Ontology annotation, cellular component: endoplasmic reticulum; lipid droplet. The coding region runs from base 414 to 1289 and encodes 291 amino acids. The transcript is spliced from 2 exons. Gene Ontology annotation, molecular function: triacylglycerol lipase activity; acylglycerone-phosphate reductase (NADP+) activity. The record is from RefSeq and is a predicted model, not a curated record. Gene Ontology annotation, biological process: phosphatidic acid biosynthetic process; triglyceride catabolic process.